Molecule: messenger RNA, 519 nt
Organism: Aspergillus nidulans FGSC A4
Lineage: Eukaryota; Fungi; Ascomycota; Eurotiomycetes; Eurotiales; Aspergillaceae
Exons: 1
Coding region: 1-519 (172 amino acids)
Source: RefSeq, a predicted model, not a curated record
AUGAGCAGUUUUCAUAGGCGCAGCAAUGACGGACAGGAAGGCUACUUCAUCAACCCGCACUUAUCCCUGCCUAUCCCAGGUGGUCAUGGCGAGGGUCAUGAUUUCGAAGCAGGCUCCUACCAUUUCCCCCAACAUCAUUUCACUUCAUAUGCGCAGCAUUUCAGCUUGCCCUAUAACCAUUCAAACAUGUCGCCCCAUCAUUCUCAUGGCGCAUCGAUGGCGCCGGUUCCUGACCACACAACCCUGCAUCUCCCGCCUGCACAAUGCAUGCCGCAGCACCGUUAUCUCCAGGGGCCAGCCUACCUUCCUCUUCAUGAAGCAUUGACAGAGACCGAGCUUGAGAGCCAGGACUCUAGGAACGAAGAUACCAUGCUUUCAGAGCCGAUAAUUCCUCCGCUAGAAGGCUUUCCGGAUGUCAAAGAGUUCGAUAGGUUGGUCAAGAGGUAUAAAUUCUCCCUUCUCUGCCCUACCCCUAUCCUCUCCAUAGCAGGUUUUGAGCUCACACUGAGUUUUUCAUAG